AUGCGCAGCCUGGGAAGCAUGCAAGGCGUCUUUUUCGCCGUGACCAUUUUGGUGGUCCUGAUCCAAACAUCCCAUGCGUCAAUAGGGGAUCGACUACCAGAAUUCAAGAACUGUGUCAAGGUCUGUAUCGAAGAGAAUUGCGAUACGGGCAAGGGCAAGCUGCCUCUCCACCUUCGAUUGAUGCUGUGGGAUUGUCCAUCAGAAUGUGACUACACAUGUCAACACAUUGUCACCAAUACACGGCGUGCGCGGGACCCUCCCAUGAUCGAGCCCAUUGUUCAGUACCACGGCAAAUGGCCCUUUCAUCGCCUAGCCGGCAUACAAGAACCCUUUUCCGUGCUGUUCUCCCUGUUCAACUACCUUGCUCACCGCCAGGGCAUGCAGCGGGUUCGCGAGUCCAUCCCUGCUCGAUAUACACUCAGACCGUAUUACCUGGGCUUUGGCUACUUUGGACUCGCCAGCUGGAUCUUCAGCAUGAUCUUCCACACACGUGAUUUCAACAUCACCGAAAAGCUGGACUACUUCGCCGCUGGCGCCAGUGUUCUCUACGGCAUGUACUUGGCACCCAUCCGGAUAUUUCGCCUGGACCAGAAGACCCCAAACAAGCAAAGCAUCCUCCGCAUUUGGACAAUUGUCUGUCUGCUACUCUAUGCCGCGCAUGUGACUUACUUGACCGCAUGGAGUUGGGACUACACCUACAAUAUGGCGGCUAAUGUCGCUGUGGGUCUUGUCCAGAAUGUGCUCUGGACCUAUUUCAGCAUCUCCCGCUAUCGAAAAUUGCAUAAGUCGUGGACUGCGUGGCCUGGGCUCAUUGUCGCCUGGAUCAUCAUGGCUAUGAGCCUAGAGUUGUUUGACUUCCCUCCUCUUGGCGGAUGGAUCGAUGCUCACAGCCUGUGGCAUCUCGGCACUGUGGUUCCCACGGCAUGGUGGUACAGCUUCCUCAUCAGAGACGCCCAAGACGACCUUGCAAACCAACGACUCAAAGCCUGAGCAACUGAUCUCGAUACGACAUGGCGGGGAUACGC
This is a messenger RNA of Exophiala mesophila, 1025 nucleotides long. RefSeq lists its product as uncharacterized. Gene Ontology annotation, molecular function: hydrolase activity, acting on ester bonds. Gene Ontology annotation, biological process: GPI anchor biosynthetic process. The record is from RefSeq and is a predicted model, not a curated record. Lineage: Eukaryota; Fungi; Ascomycota; Eurotiomycetes; Chaetothyriales; Herpotrichiellaceae. The transcript is spliced from 4 exons. Bases 1 to 990 code for a protein of 329 amino acids. Gene Ontology annotation, cellular component: endoplasmic reticulum membrane.